This is a messenger RNA of Populus nigra (black poplar), 2439 nucleotides long. RefSeq names its product F-box/kelch-repeat protein At5g60570-like. NCBI's taxonomy places the organism in Eukaryota, Viridiplantae, Streptophyta, Magnoliopsida, Malpighiales, Salicaceae. Gene Ontology annotation, molecular function: protein binding. The record is from RefSeq and is a predicted model, not a curated record. Bases 513 to 1853 code for a protein of 446 amino acids. The transcript is spliced from 2 exons. Gene Ontology annotation, cellular component: nucleus.
UUCUUUGGUCAAAGAUGAAAAAAGAAACUGAGAUCAAAUUACAAAGGCAGUGAAACAUGAAAAACAAAACGUUAAAAAUAAAAAAAUAAAAUAAAAAACCAACCACCUUCCUUUGCCUUGCUUUGCUCUCCUUUCCUUUCUUCUCUUUUAUUAUUAUUAAUUAAUAACAUCAAUGGAUGGAUGGAUUCCACCAUUAAAAUUCCUCAAGACAAUCACUCUCUCUAUCUAUUUUUUUUAGAGAGAGAAACAUCAAAGAAUAAUACUCCCCCCAAAUCUGUUUCGUGUUUUAUCAUCAUAAAAAUAAAUAAAACCAUGGAAAAAUAGAAGAUAGAGAAAGGUAUAGAGUGUUUUACUUGAAAGAGAAAAAAAAAAACCCUUGAGAUUUGAGCUUUUCAGUGAGAGAAACUGCUGCUUCUUUACACUGAUCUGAUCGGCAGCAGUUUUAUUCGUGGGAUAGAGAAUUCAGCUGUUUAAGCAGAAGGAAAACCAACCCAGUUUUUGUUUUUUAAAAAAUGGUUUUUAGAGAUGUUAUCAAGGAACCAAAAGUGAAGGUGGAGAGGCCAGGCUGUGAUUCAUCGGUUAUGGUUGGUUUGCAAAAUUGUGUUAUUUCGCAGCCUCCUGUCAGCUUAGAGCAAGACUUGGAGUUUCUUGAGAAGAAUUUGCAUAUACUGGAUUGUGUUUUCUCAGGGAGAAAUAAUACCAAUUCAGAAAAUGUUGGAAUUGGUUUGUUUGAGAGGGAGAGUUUGAAUGCUGAUUAUGAACCUAUGGACACGGGAGAGAAUCGCGAUGGGCAUGCAUCGGAAGACAGUCUCUUGCCUGGUCUUUAUGAUGAUGCUGCAAUGUAUAUUUUGGCUUGGAGUUGCAGAUCGGAUUACCCCAAUUUGGCUUUGCUAAAUAAGAAAUUCAAAGCAUUGAUUGAAAGUGGGUGUUUAUAUAAAGUGAGGCGGCAGCUUGGCGUCAUUGAACACUGGAUUUAUUUAGCUUGUAUUUUGAUGCCUUGGGAAGCUUUUGAUCCUGCAAGGGAGAGAUGGAUGCGGUUGCCGAGGAUUCCUUGUGAUGAAUGCUUCACGUAUGCAGAUAAGGAGUCUCUUGCGGUAGGGACUCAGCUACUUGUUUUCGGGCGUGAGUUGUUAGGGUUUGCUGUUUGGAUAUAUAGCUUGCUUGCCCAUGACUGGUCCAGAUGCCCUCCAAUGAACUUACCCCGUUGUUUGUUUGGUUCAAGCAGCCUUGGCGAAAUUGCUAUUGUUGCUGGAGGAAGUGACAAAAAUGGAUGCAUUAUGAGAUCUGCUGAGCUUUACAACUCUGAAGUCGGUACUUGGCUAACAUUGCCAGAUAUGAACUUGCCUCGUAAGCUGUGUUCAGGCUUUUUUAUGGAUGGAAAAUUCUAUGUCAUUGGGGGCAUGUCAAGCCAAACGGAUUGUUUAAGUUGUGGUGAAGAGUAUAACCUUGAGACAAGUACAUGGAGGAGGAUAGAGAACAUGUACCCUCUUCCCAGUGCAGGCCAUCCUGCAAUGCGUUCUCCUCCAUUGGUCGCUGUUGUAAAUAAUCAACUUUAUUCUGCUGAUCAAGCAACCAACGAGGUCAAGAGAUACAACAAAACUAAUAAUUCUUGGAGUGUUGUGAAGAGGUUGCCAGUUAGGGCUGACUCUUCUAAUGGCUGGGGAUUAGCAUUUAAAGCAUGUGGUAGCAGCUUAUUGGUAAUAGGAGGGCACAGAGGUCCUCAAGGUGAAGUUAUUGUGCUCCAUACUUGGGAUCCUCAGGACAGAAGCACGGGCAGAUCAGAAUGGAAUGUUCUUGCUGUCAAGGAGCGAGCAGGUGCCUUUGUGGCCAACUGUGCUGUAAUGGGAUGUUAAUGCUCUCUUUCAUCCCUAUCUUGGGUGCAAACCUUUGACUUACAGACAAAACCAAAUGUUAAAUUGAUUGCGAAGGUGACACUUGUUUUGUCAUUAUCAUUUUUAUCGAGAAUUUUACAAUGUUAACCUGUACUUCAUUUCUAUUUUGAUGCUUAUUGAUUUCAUGGCACAUGAAAGAUGGUUUGUUAUCCCGAUGUGAUUCCAACUGAAGCAGGAUCUUGAGAGGAAGAACUUGAAUGCACAGUCCUUACCUUCAGUAUUUUUUAUAUGAAGUGGCUGCUCUCAAGACGUAAACCUGGACACAUGUGAUACCAUGUGAUUGCAAGCCCAUAAUUAUCUAUUUGUAGCGUUCUGUAUUUGAGUUGUAAAAGGUAAUCAGAUGAUCAUAAUUGACCACACGUUGGAAAAUCUUUAUGAUUUGGUCUGGAUCUCAUUAUGCUCAUUUCUUUUCUUUUUUCUUUUUCUUUUUCUUUUUUUUUAGGAGGUGCUCUGAUUUUAUUUAUCCUCACGGAUUGUUCUUUUUUUGUGGUUUCGUUGUUGAAUAGUAUUUUUUUUUAAUCCAUUCAUAAUGUAGGAGUUAUCUUUA